AUGUCUGAAGACAAAAUCGAAAAAAUCGAAACAAUGCUUGAAGAACUUGAUGUAGACUUCUUUGAAUUUAUACAACUAAAAAAAAGAAUUAAACUUUCUAAAGACAUUUUUGAUGAGAAGUCUAUACCUCCUUAUUCCUCAUUAUUAACGGUUUCUAAUUUAUAUGGUUAUUUUAUGGCGGGAACAUCCAAAGGCUUUAUUUACGCGCUUACAAAAGAUUUACGCAAUGCCUUUUAUUCUUCUGACGCAGAAUCGGAUAAGCCAUUUGAGCAAGGGAUUCACGUUAAUAUAACUGAAGGACGCGUUCAUUUAUUAAGGUUGACCUCGGAUCAACUCACUUUAAUUGUGGGUGUUGAAGGUGGUCAAAUAUUAUAUUAUGAUGUUACCAAAUUUUCAACUGAGUCCUCUAAAAUUCAACCAUAUCAAACUAUGAAAUUUUCGGACAAUGUCGUGGAUAUUCGACCUAAUCCUGGAGAAGAUAAUAAAAUUAUCGCAUUUUUGCUUGUGACUGGUACCGUGCAUAUCAAAGAUCUUAUAUCUGACGCUGAAAUUGGUUCCGUGAAAAAUUCUAAACUUGGCGAGCAAGUUACAGCUAUAUGUUGGUCACCAAAAGGAAAGCAAUUGACUUGUGGUAGUCAAUCUGGAAGGCUUGUACAAUUUACGCCUGAUGGAAUUGCUAAAUCAUCUUAUCAAGCACCACCAGGAAUUCAAGAAUCUACUUAUUAUGUCAGAAAUGUUCUCUGGCUAGAAAAUACCAUAUUUAUAGUAACUUAUUUUCCAAUCGUUCAGGAUGAUGACUCUGAACACAUAGUUUAUUUGAUAUCAAAUGAGAAUAAAUUAAAGACAGUUUAUAAUCAGAUUCCAAAUAUUUGUUAUCCAAGUCCUCGUAAUAAGGGUUCAUAUAUGUUUAUGGAAUCUAUGAAGGAUUGGGACUCGGAUUUGAAAAGCAUGGUCAUUUGUGCUAGUACAAAUUCUUCUGAUACAAAUUUAAUUGCUCGUAGCGAUUCAGACGCAUGGUCUAAUUGGAAUCUUUCAGAAACAGCUCGUGCGAUUCUUCCACUUUCAUCACAUCAUGAAGAUGAAACACUACCAAUCGGAAUGGCGCUUGAUCUAACUUCGACAGAAUCUUGGGUUAUAAAAUUAACAGGAGAUGAAGAUAGUCAAAUACCACCAGUCCCUAUACUUUUAAUCUUUAAUGACGAAAGUGAAAUACUAGCAUUUCGUUGUUUACAAAAAAAUGCAUAUUUAGCUGGAAAAAGUUAUCCCGGAAUGACAAUCCCAAUACCCAUUCCUUCUAUUGGACCUUCAAGUGGAAAAAUAUUACUUAAACCGAGCUAUGAACCCGCUAUUUAUGAAAGCAAACCUGGUCCGAGCAAUAAAAUAUCUGUUCCUGUUAGUACAUCUACUACUGCAAAUAUUUCGAGAGAUAAAAUUUCGGUCGGUCUUGCUAAUAAUUUUCAAGCAGCAAGGAAUAAUGCAACAAAUACAAUUGUCAAAGAUAAUGCUCAAAAUGCGACAUCGAUCAAGCAAACAAGUGCUAUUAGACCUGAUCUUAAUAAAGAAAGAUCCCCACAUAUAAUACGACUUGAUGCAACAAAGAAAAGUGUACUUGAAAUUCAAUAUUUAAUAAAAGAUAUUGAGGAAAAUUACUUAAUUAAAUAUCAAGAACAGACAAGUGCAGAUAGUCUUGAAAAUCCUAAUGAUUGGUCAAUUGGAGAUUUGCCAGUAAUAAUAUCAGAGACGAAACGUUUGGAAGGAGAAACUAAAAAUAUCAUCGAUUCUCUUAGUUUUUUGAAACUGGAGACUACCAAUUUAAAACUUAAUUUUGUAAAAGAGGAUGCCAUGACAAAGCAGGAGAUUGGGUUGUUAGUAUCGCCGCAAAAAGUUACGCCAACUCAUCGUGGAACAAUACAGUCAAGAAUUACUGAGAAGUACGAAAAAGCUUUUCAGGACGUUAAAAAUAACGCGGAUGAAUUAGAGAAACAGUUGGACGAGUUACAUGAGCAAAUUAAAGAUCAUAAGGCAAAUAAAUAUACAGGAUCAACUCCUUUGGAUUAUAUAGAUCGUUCAGUUCAAAAUAUUAGCAAAGGAUUAUAUAGUAACGCGUCUCAGAUCGAACAAUUAAAUAAUCAAUUGAAUUUGAUUUCCGAACAACUUGCAUCUAUUAGCUUUAAUGAAGAUGCUGACAUUUUCGUAUCUCAGAAAAUCGAACAUGACACUAGGAAAAACACAAUACCUGUAAAAUGCUCGGAUGAAAAUGAAGAAAAAACUACUAAAUUAAUGAAUAAAGAAUGGAAAUUAUCUAAAUUUCUAAAAGUAAACGACAAGAGACAAGUGCCAUACGUGACAAACCUUUAUAGUGAUCUUGAACCUAAUGAACCAAUGCCUAAGGUUAUCUCCCCAAGAAAGAGUCAAAGUCCAUUUAAGACUCGUGAUUCAACACAGAUAAGCUCAGAGAAGCUUAAGGAACCACUUAAACCGAUCGAUAGAAACACCAUGAGAUAUAGUAGUUCACUUAGAAAUAAUCUUACUUUCGGUGAAGAAAGUGAUUAUUAUAAUGAAUUAGACACUCCGAUAAAAAGGAAUACAUAUUCCGAGUUUAAUCUUCCUAUAAAUGAAGAUACUAAUGAUCUUUCUCCAAGAAAUAAACCACCAAUUUCGGAAAUUAGAGAAAUGAGAUUACGUUAUUUUGAAAAAGAAAACGAUAUUACAGAGAAUGUAGAGAAUGUGUAUUCGGAUAACACUUCAGAAUCCGAAGAUGAUGAAAAUUAUCAGGCAGAAGAUAGAUCCAAUUUGUAUUUAAGUGAUUUAGAUUCCGAAAAUUCGUAUUCUCCAACACAUACAUCUUUAAGAGAAACAAAAGUGAGGUUUCAAGAGCCUUAUGAAACAAGGAUCUAUGAUGUCGCUGAUGAAAACACUGAAGAUUCCAUACAGAAAAGGUUUGAAAACAUUGUCGGUUCCGACGUUUCAAGAUUAUCUAAAAUCUCCAAUAGUCCAACUUAUAUAUCAUCACCGGAGACAGAUGAACCAAAAGACAUAACAUCAAGUAAUAAGGAUG
This is a messenger RNA of Funneliformis caledonium, 3058 nucleotides long. The record is from the annotation of a GenBank genome assembly. Lineage: Eukaryota; Fungi; Glomeromycota; Glomeromycetes; Glomerales; Glomeraceae.